This is a messenger RNA of Lepisosteus oculatus (spotted gar), 3309 nucleotides long. It is a transcript of the gene ero1a, whose product is annotated as endoplasmic reticulum oxidoreductase 1 alpha. Lineage: Eukaryota; Metazoa; Chordata; Actinopteri; Semionotiformes; Lepisosteidae. Gene Ontology annotation, biological process: protein folding in endoplasmic reticulum. Gene Ontology annotation, molecular function: protein-disulfide reductase activity; FAD binding; thiol oxidase activity. The record is from RefSeq and is a predicted model, not a curated record. Gene Ontology annotation, cellular component: endoplasmic reticulum; endoplasmic reticulum membrane.
AUUCAGAUAAUUAAAUUUAAGACUUAAAAGUUUUAUGUUAAAAAUGGAUCACAACAUAAAAAUGUUUAAAAAGGAAACUUCAGACAUUACUGCCUCGUUGAUUAGGGGGCAGGAAGACCCCUAAUUUCAAAUUAAAUUAAUAAUGGCUGGUUAUACAGAGACGUACAGGUAGCACUUAUCUUUAAAAAUGAAAAGUUUUAGAAGUUAUGGGUGACUUUUAUCCUUGCUUCAAAUAUUAAAAAGUAAAUUGUUAGAUCGCUGUUCAGAGAAGUAAACAUAGGUGAAAUGACAAAUCUAUUUUUUUGCAGCCAAUCGGAAAAGAAUUUAAACUUCCAGUACCACGAAAAAUAUUUGCUUGAACACUUAUACUGAAUAGACCUACACCCACGUGAUAAAUAUUCAAGUUGAUAUCCCACGUGAUGGGAGGCCAUUGUGUGCGUGCAGUUAGAGAAAACCAGCUUCGUGUUUCCCUGAAUCUGCCACAGAAGUCCACCUACUCAUUUACUCCUCUUCAGUUAGCAGUGGACUAACACCUACAAUUACAAAGGACGUAAAGCUAAAAUAGACCGUAGAAAUUAAAUUUCCAUUACAAAACUUGCUUAAUUGUUUGAAAUAAUCAAAAUCGCUUAUCUCUGAUGAGCUGAAAUUGUGCAUUGUAGAAGUAAUGAAAACAUGAACGUGAACAUGAAAGUGCAUUUCCAAUAAGAGAACAAUUCAGUCCCUGAAUAGGUGCGAUAAAGGCGGAAAGCACGUAAUUCACGUCCCAGUAUGAGGCAAUAGGAAGUAACUGGGCUUGUUUCUGAUGUCGUGGCUUCAUCAGUAGUAGAACAAGCGCAAAUUGACUUUUUAUUGGGAAUUGUAGGGGCAGUAACGCCCAUAUGCUACACGUUCACUGCAAAGUUAACUUGUCGAGCUGGGGAAGGUUGGAUCACUCUGAUUUAAACUGGUUCACCACUAGAGUUUGAGGUAAUACGACACGAAGUCGGUAGCGAAGCACUAUUGGACUAUAUUUUCUGCGAGGACCAGGACAACAGAGUUUAAGAUGACGAUGAGAUUUAAAUUAAAGCUGUUUGUAUUAUUGGGGUCCCUGCUCUGUCUCCAUACGUCACAGGACUUUUACCCGGGUUCCGCCGAGCACAGGUGUUUCUGUCAGGUAACAGGACACCUGGAUGACUGCACGUGUGAUGUGGAAACCAUUGAUACCUUCAACAACAACCAUCUGUUCCCAAAGCUGCAGGAACUCCUGAAGAUGGAUUAUUUCAGGUUUUAUAAGGUCAAUCUGAACAAGCCUUGUCCUUUCUGGACUGAUAGCAGCCACUGUGGACUGAGGGACUGUGCUGUCAAGCCUUGUAAACCAAAUGAAGUACCAGAUGGAUUGAAGUCAGCUAGUUAUAAGUACACUGAAGAUGCCAGCAGGGAGUUGGAGGAGUGCGAGAAGCUUGAGCAGCUGGGGGCUGUGGACAGCUCUCUCAGUGAGGAGACCCGUCAGGUUCUUCUGGAGUGGAGCAGACAUGAUGAUGAGGCUGACCGCUUUUGUGAAUCUGAUGAUGAAGAGUCUCCAGACUCCCAAUAUGUGGACCUGCUGCUUAAUCCUGAGCGCUUCACUGGCUACAAAGGGCCCGAGGCCUGGCAGAUCUGGAACAGCAUCUACGAGGAGAACUGCUUUAAACCCUGUACUGUGAAGAGACCACUAAAUCCUUUGACAUCCUAUAGAGGAGAAGAUGAAGGAAAAACAUUUUACAGAUGGCUGGAAGGUCUGUGUGUAGAGAAGAGAGCCUUCUUCAGGCUGAUAUCUGGGCUUCAUGCCAGUAUCAACAUCCACCUCAGUGCUAGGUACCUCCUGGACGAUAAUUGGUAUGACAAGAAAUGGGGUCAUAACAUCACAGAGUUUCAGCAGCGCUUUGACGCAGAGCUGACCAAGAGUGAAGGACCCAAGCGCCUGCGCAACCUCUACUUCCUCUACCUGAUCGAGCUGCGGGCGCUCUCCAAGGUCCUGCCGUUUUUCGAGCGCCGCUCCUUCCAGCUGUACACUGGCCAGUCUGCCCAGGACCAGCGCGCCAAGGACCUGCUGUUAGAGCUUCUUCAGCUGGCCGAUUCUUUUCCUUUGCACUUCGAUGAGAACUCGCUGUUUGCUGGAGAUAGAGAGGAAGCCACAAAGCUGAAGGAGGAUUUCAAACUGCAUUUUCGCAACAUUUCCCGAAUCAUGGACUGUGUUGGCUGCUUCAAGUGCAGGCUUUGGGGGAAACUACAGACCCAGGGCUUGGGCACAGCAUUGAAGAUCCUUUUCUCUGAGAAGCAAAUUCAGGCUCUGCCUGAGUCUGGUCACUUAAGACUUGGCUUCCAGCUGACACGUCAGGAGAUUGUUGCUCUGUUUAAUGCCUUUGGCAGAAUUUCCACAAGCAUCAAGGAACUAGAGACCUUCCGAAAGCUAUUGUCGAAGAUCAAGUAAAAACAGAAUAAUUGGUACAUCUGUGAUGAGACACUCCUAGAAAUGAAACCUGUCCAAGUGCAACUAAAUUUUGGGAGCGAUUUAAGAGAAUCUCAGCACUUCACUUAUUGAAGCCUUCUGUGCGACUGAAGAGACUUAAUUCCCACGAGUAAGGAGCAUGAGCUGCAUGUUGUAAUUUUUAUUUCCUCUGAUGUCUUUUUUUUUUUGCGAAGGGAAACCCUGAGUUUAUUUUGGUAUUUGUUUUCCCACUGUGGGAAAAGAUUUUUCCCUGCUCUGUGUGCUCUGCCCUUGGUUGUUAGUGACAGGUAUGGAUUUAAAAAAAAAAACCAAUUCAACACAAAAAAUUAAGUGGGGCAAUGAGAUGUAUUUGUAAAUGGAUGAGUUGUGGAUUUCGUUUGCACUAAUUUUAUUCAGGGAAGAUGUAAAGAGGGCACCGUGACUUGUAUCUUAACAUGCUAGGCUUUAUAUUUGUAUUGUGAAAUAGCCUAUUUCCCCUUUCAAAUAGGAGUAGGGGUACAGUUAAGUGAUCUACUGAAUGCAGAACUAUCUCUGUAAAUGUGAUUCAUGCUAUUUGGUCAUUAAGCCUGUCAGAUGAUUUACGGAUUUUGGAAUGCUGUAUUUUCUUCAUGCUUGCAUGUAUUGACUGUAUUUCACACUGGAAACUAUGAGCCUAUAGAUAUUGUGACCAUUAUGCUGAUUUAUAUUAUGCAAGUUGCCAAUUGUCCUGUACAAAGAAGAGAGAAAUUACUGCAUUCUAUAAUUGUUUUAUUUAUUGGAGAUUCUCAGAAAAGGGCCAAGGAUGCCCAUAUAUGAUCAGUUUUAAGUUUUGUAUCAAGAAAUAAACUAAAGUUUGAAAUCUA